Molecule: messenger RNA, 852 nt
Organism: Pestalotiopsis fici W106-1
Lineage: Eukaryota; Fungi; Ascomycota; Sordariomycetes; Amphisphaeriales; Sporocadaceae
Product: F-actin-capping protein subunit beta
Exons: 3
Coding region: 1-852 (283 amino acids)
Biological process (GO): actin cytoskeleton organization; cell morphogenesis; barbed-end actin filament capping
Cellular component (GO): F-actin capping protein complex; actin cortical patch; cytoplasm
Molecular function (GO): actin filament binding
Source: RefSeq, a predicted model, not a curated record
AUGGCUGCCGACCCGUUUGACUCGGCAUUGGACCUGCUCCGCCGCCUGAACCCCAAGCACACGACGCAGCACCUGCAGUCGCUCAUCAGCCUCGCACCGGACCUGACCGAGGACCUGCUCUCGUCGGUCGACCAGCCCCUGACCAUUCGCCGGUGCAAGCAGACGGGCCGCGACUACCUCCUGUGCGACUACAACCGCGACGGCGACAGCUACCGGUCGCCCUGGUCCAACGAGUUCGACCCGCCCCUCGACGGCGGAGUCGGCGAUGGCGGUGCGGGCGACGGCGCGGGCGCCGCUGGCGUGCCCAGCGACAAGGUCCGGAGGAUGGAGGUCAAGGCCAACGAGGCGUUUGAUGUCUACCGCGAGCUGUACUAUGAAGGUGGUGUGAGCAGCGUAUACUUUUGGAACUUGGAUGACGGCUUUGCUGGCGUAGUACUGCUGAAGAAGGAAGCCAAGCCUGGCAGCACAAGCGAAGGAUCAUGGGACUCUAUUCACGUUUUCGAGGCCAUCGACCGCGCCCGCGUUACACAAUACAACCUGACGUCGACCGUCAUCCUAUCGCUGGCCAACAGCGGAUCCGGACUGGGCGACAUGGACCUUAGCGGCAACAUGACCCGCCAGGUCGAGACGGAACUGCCCGCCGAGAACGACGAGCAGCAGAUUGCCAACAUUGGCAAGCUCGUCGAGGAUAUGGAGCUCAAGAUGCGGAAUUUGUUGCAGGAGGUCUACUUUGGCAAGGCCAAGGAUGUCGUCGGUGAUUUGCGAAGCAUUGGCACGCUGAGCGAGGCCGGCAGGGACCGGCAAGCCCAGAGGGAAAUUAUCGGCAGCAUGAACAAAUUUUCUCGCGAUUAG